Molecule: messenger RNA, 2184 nt
Organism: Gracilinanus agilis (Agile Gracile Mouse Opossum)
Lineage: Eukaryota; Metazoa; Chordata; Mammalia; Didelphimorphia; Didelphidae
Gene: TMEM171
Product: transmembrane protein 171
Exons: 4
Coding region: 1111-2094 (327 amino acids)
Source: RefSeq, a predicted model, not a curated record
AGGCUGAGGAGAAAAGCGCGACGGGCACCUCUCCAAACCAGCCUCUUGAACAGGGAAUGCGCGAAGGAGAAAGCGAAGGCGUAAAGGCAGAGGAAGGCUCCAGAGGAGGCACACAUUCCUUGUUGCGGGCUGAACCCUGCCCUGAGAAUAUUCGCUUAGCUCCUAGUUCCUUACCUCCCCUCUCGGGGCCCUAAUCCCCCCCUAACAGGGGAAAGGUUGGGGCAGGACAGGAAAAAGGAUCAAAGCUUGUAGCGCUCCCAGCUCGAGUAGCUUGGUUCUUCCGAACCAACUGGAGCGGGAGGAAUCUGAUCGAGGUCACUGAGGGUCUUUUGGGGUUGGGGCUCCGUUGGGGAUCUUACAGUCUGCUCCCGCCUCCAGGGCCAUUCAAGGUCACGGGGUGGGGUUCUGAGCCCUGCCUUAGAAGUGUCCCUUCGGAAAUGUUCUGGAUUAUAUACACCGGGCGCACAAUUGUCCCCUUCUUCCUGCACCUUCGUUUCUUGGGUCUCUUUGGACCAGUCUGUCGGCGUCCAGGCAGAGGAAGGAGUGCGAGCAGCGCGGGUUCUCCAGAGACCUGUUUACUCCCGGGCACCACCCGGCGGUGGCUAGUUCCAGCUCGCCCCGCCUUUUACCUUCCUACAGCUGCCUUCCAAACCUCACCUCCUCCUCCUCUUUCUCUUCCUCCUCCUCCUCCUCUCCCUCGUAAUAAAAGCAUCAGUUACCAGCCUCUCCGCUGUUUUCUCUCUCCAGCCAGCCUAGGUGUGCUGUCCUUUGGAUGCAUUGGCUCGGGCGAGGAAGAGGAGGGUGCUGAAGGGGCGGGCAAGAAGGCUGCGCAGAUAUAGAUACACUGUGGGGCCGUGCCCUGUCCGAAAGGGAAGUGCUGGACUGACAGGCGAGGAGGCAGAAGCUAAAAACAUUUGGCGUGCAAAAAGCGAUUCUCCGUCCCUCGGGCUGUUCCCUGGGCUGCAGCCCCCGGAGCUCUCAGUCUCCUGAGCACCAGGGGGUGGAGCAGUCCUGCCCUAGUCUGGGUGUUCAGAGCUCUCAAGGACUGGCGGCAUUCACGACUCAAGUGGCAGAGUACCCUUUCCCCUGGUGAGAAGGGGCACUUCUGCAAUGUCCCCAGCCACUGCUCCUGAGCCUGGUGGGGAUGUGAGUGGAAGGCGCAUCAGCAAAAUCAUUUUUUUCCUUUUUGUGUUUGGAGUUGUCUUGCUUUGUGCAGGAGUCUUGCUUUCCAUCUUUGGUUUCCAAACUUGCCAAUAUGAAACUCUUAUUGACUGCAGUGCCGUACUGAAAAUUGUGGGGCCUUCAUGUGCCGUGAUUGGCCUCGGAACAAUCAUAUUGGCCCGAUCCAGGGCAAAACUUCAGCUCAGAGAGAGGCAGCUGCAAGGCAACCAAGUUGACCCGGACAGCUUCUUUCUUUGUGGAGAAAGUCGCCAGUUUGCCCAGUUCCUCAUCUUUGGAUUCUUGUUUUUAACCAGUGGGAUGCUGAUUAGUGUUCUGGGCAUUUGGGUUCCUGGAUGUAACCCAGGAUGGCCCCAGCCACCAUUUAAUGACACGGAUGCUUCUAGUACCGAGCCACAGGCAUGUGGGUUUCUGUCUCUCCAGAUAAUGGGGCCUUUGAUAGUGCUCAUUGGAUUAUGUUUCUUUGUGGUGGCACAUAUUAAGAAAAGACACGACUUGAGUUCUAGCCAAGACUCCUCAGAAAGUGAAGAAAGGCGGUCACAGAACAAUGAGCCGGUACAAGUCACUGUAGGUGAUGCUGUGAUCAUCUUUCCUCCCCCACCUCCACCUUAUUUUUCGGAUGCUUCAACAUCUGCAGUGGCAACACAUAACUCUGCAUCUAAUAAUUUGCCUCCGAGUGAGAACCCACCAUCAUAUUACAGUAUUUUUAAUUAUGGGACCCAAACUUCUGAGGGUGACGGAGCAGUCUCUUAUAGAGAUCCUGAAUCCAUAUAUACCAUUUCUGGGACAAAUUUAUCCUCUGAGACAACACUGGCCUCACAUAUUUCAUCUGAAUUACCUCCCAGAUAUGAAGAAAAAGAAACUGUGAAUGUCGAUCAUCCCACUUCUUCAUCUUCUCAGCCUUCCCCACCAUGAACUAUGAACUAAGUUCACUUUUCUAAGUUCUUGUUUAUGUCUGAUCAUACGUUUAUUUAAUUUUUUUUAUAAUAAAAACAUACAACAACA